AUGGCGCCGCCCGUCCCGCCAGCCGCGCGGCACCGGAGAGGCGCGCGCCGGGAACCGGAAAUGAUGCGCGGAAGCGGAAGCCGUAGGGGCAAGGGGCGGGCACGGCCCCGUGACGCUCAUACGUGGCGCGCGCACAGGCCCCGCGGCGGCAACCCCGCCCCACGGGGAGCCGCGCCCUCGCCGCCCAUUGGCCCCACGGCUCGGUGGGGGCGGGGCUUCUCCACGGGCCCCGCGCGUACCGGGGCGGGCACCGCCCCAGGGCUGGCGGUGACAGCGGCAGGUGCCGCCAUGGCGGGGUUCGCUCCGCGCCUGCUCCUCCUGCUCUGCGCCGCCGCGGGACCCGCGCUGAGCUGGGACCGACCGGGGAAGGUUCUGCUGCGGGAUGUUGAGGCGCUCACUCUGCGCAGAGGACAAUACACAACAUCCCGGCGGACAGCCUCGGUCCCUCAGCUGCAGUGCACGGGAGGCUCUGCGGGGUGUUCCCGUGUCCCUGAGGUUGUGCAGUGCUACAACAAAGGAUGGGAUGGCUACGAUGUACAGUGGCAGUGCAAAGCAGACCUGGAAAAUGCCUACCGUUUUGGACAAAUGGAAGUGAGCUGUGAGGGCUACGAUUACCCGGAUGAUCCUUACAUACUAAGAGGCUCCUGUAGUUUGCUGUUCAAGCUAGAGCUGACUGCAGAAGGUGCAAGGAAAGUGAAGAACUCUGGAAGCUUUGGCUCUAGCUAUUACCAGUCAAGCAAAGAUUAUUCUGAUUCUGGUUCUGGAGCAAUUGUUGUAAUUGUUCUUCUCCUUCUUGCUUUUGGAGUUUACAAGUUCUUCCUCAGCAACCAGCAGUCUCAGCAGAGUUCUGGGGGCAGUGAUGGCUUCUCUCAGCCCUUCUGGCAGAAUCAGCAGGCGCCUCCUCCUCCUGGUUUUAAGUCCACCUUCACAGAUGACAACAGCUUUGGAACUCAUUCCCAUCAUGGAACCAGUUCAGGACCAGGAUUUUGGACUGGAUUAGGAGCAGGAGGCUUGCUAGGCUAUUUAGCAGGCAGUCACAGAGCACAGCCACGUUCCCCAUAUCACAGUAUGUGGACAGAUCCCACAGCUGUACCUCCUAUGUAUGGGCACUCAAGGAAUUCCACAGAAGGCAGCAGCUCCGGAACAAGAACUGCUUCUGGCUUUGGGGGCACGAAGCGAAGAUGAAAUCCUUUACAUUAUUACAUCAGAGUGAUUGAACUAAAUCUUGUUGUGUACUUGUACUUCUUUUAAUAGUAGUAUACUUCAAAAGUGCAUAUGAGGUAUGAAGGAUUAGGCAAAGAAUUCCUCACUUUCUCUGUGGACUCUCACUGCUAUUUAGGGUAUGACGGGUGCUGGAAUAUCCACUAUUUCAGAUUAGCGUCUCCUACAGAAAAAGCUCAUCCAGGUUAAGAAGAAUGAUGUUACAGUGACCAUGUAUCUGUCUGUACUUGAGGCCCCGGUGAUCGCCUUACCAGAUUUUCAAAGCUUGUAUCUUACUACUCAUGUUCUGGGCUUCACUUCAUUUGGCCCAGAAUUUCUGAUAAUAUUUUUCCUCUUUUCUGGUGGUCCAGCAUCUACCUGAUAUGUAAGGAGUGCUGUUCUUGGAAGCUAUUUUUGUUUGCCUCUGCAGAUUUAAUGUGAACUUUACUGUAAGUGCAGUCAGCCACUCAGAUAAGUGUGGGAGUUCUUCCUCAGUGGACAAGAGCAAAACUGUGUAUAAAGAGAUUAACAUUAGUGUGUUUGUAUCUGUGCUGUGUGACUGUUGGAGCAAAAAUGUGCAGAUUCAUGGAUUCUCUAUGUUACAGAGUUUAUCCAAGGUGACUGUGCAAACCUGGGGAACUUUGUCUAUAAGUUACUGGGGGUAAAUAAAUAAGUAACCUGGAAAUCUUGACCUUUUUCUGGUAGACUGAGGUAAUUUAAAUUCAGGUGAUUACAGAUGUUUUGCCUGCAUCGAGGCCACAGAUUUUCCUUUUAAUGGUGGAUGUUGGCAAUUAAAUGAAAACUUAUAAUGUGAAUGGUCUGUCCUGUUAGAUCACCUGUCCAGGGCACAGUAAACCAAAAGUGCUCAUUGCAAAAGGGAAGGGAAUAUUCUUACUGCAGAGAUGAUGGAAUCCCUGGGACACAGCAGGCCUUGAUACUAAGCUAAGGAAGGAAGUUGGAUGUCUAACAGCAUGUAAAUUUCCCCAAAUGUGCUUUUUAAAAACAAAGUGCUGUCGAAGAGUGGGAAGCAGAGGCCUUGCUUUGUUCUGUGAUGAUCUUUUGGAGCCUCUGUAAAGUGUCAUACAGUUCUUGGGUGACUUAUUCUCUCCUGGAGGAGGCAUUGCUGGAUAAAAAGCAGAGAAAUUUCUCAGGACUAUGGGGAGAGGGGAAGAGUGAAUAAUGGGCUGCUUGAUCACCAGCUCCUGUGCAGAGCCCAUCCUAACAGAGUGUAGAAGUGUUUGUGUGGGCACAGCUCAUGUAUGCUGGCAGCAGCCAGAGAAGCAUUGUCUUUGAGCCUUGGGAAAAUACUGUGUUGGGAAUGGAUAGCAGCUGUUACAGCAACAGCAAGGCACUGUUCAGCUGAUACAGGUUGCAGCUCCACAAGGAGAUUAAAUAGGUCUGGUUAGUCUAAGAAAGUGACUUCAGCAGAACUCAGGGAAAAGGAGCCAUGUCCAUUCAUGAGUAUAGAAGGAAUUAGUUCAUAUGUUAACACCCAAGUUCAGUGUAUGGCUUAAGCAACCAAAAGAGAGAAAUUCAAAAAAGAAAAGAAAAAAAUAUACAAGCAAACCAAACCAGCAAAUCCCAGAAAUCUUUAUGAAGUCAACAGCCAGAAAAAGUGCUUCAUGAAAAUGUUCUUGUACUAAAAGUGUUAUCAAUUUCAUUUGAUAAUUCAGAAUAACUUGGUGGUGAAAUGGUGGUUUGCUUCUCAGAGCUACCUGAGGGUUGGGGGAAAAUAACUUCAUUAGUAGCCUGCACUGUGAACCUAAAAAGGGAAAUGACAAAGACCUUACUCAUGGCCUCCUAGAAAGCUCUGCCUUUUAUGAGAAGAAGUCAUUGGUAAAUCUCUUAUCUUUAUAACAAAGUGUAGCAGAAGAAUAUAUUUUUAACAUGGAGUUCUUAUUAUUUCUAAGUGAAUUCAGGUUAAGCUUGUCACAGUCAAUAUUUGCUUUGCCAACUAAUUGCAUAACAGUGAAACUGGAUUUUUUCUAACUGGGUAGUUGGAAGCUGAAGUUUGCUCUUAAAUUACAGUGUGGUAUGAAAUGUUUUAGACAAUGUUUUCAUUUGUAUUUAUAGUUUCUGCAUGAAAUGUGCAAAAUAAAUCUGAGACAUAAAUCUACUAUAGCUUCUGAAUCUGUUUGGAUAUGUUUGCCCUUCCCUCUGAUAAAGGAAUGAAAUAAGUGAAUAAGGAGUAUUUUUGUCUUUAAAUCACUGUCUUGAGGCCUGCAGGGAUGGCAUUGUUUGUUUUUUCAGAGUUCUCUGUCUCAUCAUCCACUUCCUGGGUAAAUAAUAUCAUCCUUUACCCCCAGAUGCGAAGUGGAUAAGCUGUAUGUUGUUUCAAUAAAAUAAAACAAUAUUGGGAA
This is a messenger RNA of Camarhynchus parvulus, 3560 nucleotides long. RefSeq names its product store-operated calcium entry associated regulatory factor (gene SARAF). Gene Ontology annotation, cellular component: endoplasmic reticulum membrane. Gene Ontology annotation, biological process: regulation of store-operated calcium entry. The record is from RefSeq and is a predicted model, not a curated record. Lineage: Eukaryota; Metazoa; Chordata; Aves; Passeriformes; Thraupidae.